Acaromyces ingoldii is the source of this 1099-nucleotide messenger RNA. Its product is annotated as Ribokinase-like protein. NCBI's taxonomy places the organism in Eukaryota, Fungi, Basidiomycota, Exobasidiomycetes, Exobasidiales, Cryptobasidiaceae. The coding region runs from base 16 to 1011 and encodes 331 amino acids. The transcript has 2 exons. The record is from RefSeq and is a predicted model, not a curated record. Gene Ontology annotation, molecular function: ribokinase activity. Gene Ontology annotation, biological process: D-ribose metabolic process.
CAACGACGACGAACCAUGCCUGCUCCACUCUGCCUCGUGCGGUCGAGCAUCAACAUCGACGAGACGUUUGGCGUGCCGCACAUUGUGCGUCCCGGCGAGACGAUCUCGUCGUCGUCGCUGCAGUCGCGGCCCGGCGGCAAGGGCGCCAACGUCAGUGCGGCUGUUGGCCUGGCAGGCCAGGCUGUCGUCAUGAGCGGUGCUGUGGGCCUCGAUGCGCCCUGGCCCUGCGACGAGCUCGAGAAGCGGAACGUCGAUGUGUCAGCUGUGAGCAGGCUCGAGGGCGUCCCCACGGGCCGGGCGUUCAUCCAGAUUGCCGAGGAUGGCGAGAACAGCAUCGUGCUACUGAAGGGAGCCAAUUUCCACGCCGAUGAAGAGGCCGACGACCCCGCGCGUGUCUUUGCCAAGGCGCCGCGGCCGCCGACACACCUCAUCGUGCAGAACGAGAUCCCUCUGCCGACGACGCAGCGCUUCCUCGCACACGCCAGGCGUGCGGGGACAACGACGAUCUUCAAUCCGUCGCCGAUGCCGACGAGGGAGGAAUUGACGGCGUUUGCGUGGAGCGAUGUCGACGUGCUCAUCGUCAACGAGGGCGAGGCAAGGGACCUCGUCGCUGCGCUCUCGUCCUCGUCAAGCGGAGAGCCAGGAAAUGUCCUCGACGCACUCGAGCCCCUCAUCGACUCGCGCUGGCUCAUCAUGACAAAGGGCGCCCAGGGCGUCUCUGCGCGGGUCCGUUGCUCCUCCUCCGCGUCCUCAAACCAGGCACGGACGCGGUUCGAGGUGCCGCCCGCGAAGCCGCGACAGGUCGUCGACACCACAGGCGCAGGUGAUACCUUUGCCGGAAAUGUCGUCGCAGCCAUGAUGACGCGGUCCGCCUCGGCCGACGUCGACGAGCAGGGCGCACGGCAGAUUCUCGAGUGGGCCGUCAUCGCCGCAGCGAUGGCCGUGGAGAAGCAGGGGGCCAUGGAGAGCAUCCCGAAGCACGAGGAUGUGCUGGCGCGGCAGCAGGCGUAGCUACAUGGUUCUUCAAUAGAUCUUAAUUCUCUGUCACAAUUACCCUCUGCCGCUGCUUGAAUGUCUUCUGCCAUAAACUUGUGCAUCU